Messenger RNA from Ilex paraguariensis (yerba mate), 228 nucleotides. The record is from the annotation of a GenBank genome assembly. Lineage: Eukaryota; Viridiplantae; Streptophyta; Magnoliopsida; Aquifoliales; Aquifoliaceae.
AUGAGUAACUUGUUCAAAUAUGUAUUGGUUGCUGGGAAGAAACUCAGGUCUGCACUGGUGACCAGAAAGCAAGACCUGCCAACGACUCUGUGUUCGUGGCCGUCGUCGUUUCUCACUCUAGCACUCUUAGGGUUUUCAAACUGCGUCCCCGGAUUUUCAGAAACCAAGCCCUUCACCGAUUCUGUGUUCUUCGCCGUCGUCGUUUCUCACCCUAAUCCGUUCAGGUAA